UAUUUUUGGUAUUAUGCUAACUCAAUUAAGGUUGUGAAAUUUAUAUUAACUAAUUAAAUUAUUCUAAAUGUUCCCCACUGAAAAGUUUUAUUUACAACGAGAAUAAUAAUUGUGUUAACACUGAUGUAAAAUUUAAUUUUACUAUAAGUGUACUCUGGAACUAUAUUUGGAACAUUUCUAUUGUUUACUUAGAAUGUUCAAUAUUUGUAAUUAGUCAUGUCAGAACCUAUUAAUAUAAAUAAUAAUAGUGAUAAUGAAAAUAUCAGUUACAAUCCUAGUGUGUCAUCAACAUAUGUAAUCGAAAGUGACCUAGUGCCUGCAAGUCUAGCAUCUGAAGAGUUAAAAUUGGCCCUUAACAAGGAAGCAACCGAAGAAGAACUAUUAAAGGCAAUAACUCGCUGUAAAAGUUUAAUUUUAGAAAGUGACCAUUGCUCUGAAGAGCGGAAAUGGCUGGUUAGACAUUUAAUAGAAUUGCGACUGCGAUUGGAAGAAUGUAAAGAUGCAAUGAAUGAUCCUCUGCAUCCCAGAAAUCAUUCCAGUGGUGUAUCGAAGAGAGUCAUCAAAGGGCACCAUUUACAUCUUCAACCAUUACUAAGACAUGCAUCUUCAAAGUACUGCGAUCAUUGUACAGGUACAAUAUGGAGUGUAGUCCAGGCAUGGUAUGAAUGUGAAGACUGCGAAUAUGCCUGUCAUCAUAAGUGUCUAGCAUCUAUUGUCAGAGAAUGUGCUCAUGUCAUAGCUAGCGAAAAAGGAUGUUUUGACUAUGAUAUAUGCCCUGAAUUGGGACUUUCUGCUCAGAGAUACCUAUGUGCUGAAUGUAAAUCCCCAUUACCAGUUACCGCUCCUUCAGGACUAGGUUGCCUUGGUAGAUUUUUAUUUCCAGAUAGAGAUUGGUCUGAAGCUAGAAGAUGUGAUUACAGUGGCCUCUACUUUUGCACAGCCUGCCAUUGGAGUAGUUCCGCCAUUAUUCCGGCCAGGGUCGUCCACAACUGGGACUUUGAUCCACAGCCAGUUUCACAAGCAGCCUUGCAGCUACUAAAAAUAACUUCCCGCAGGCCUAUUAUCCAUUUAAACAAACUUAACUCCAAGUUGUUCUUAUUAGUUCACGAAUUAGACCUCGUUAGAAGAUUGCGUCAGACUUUAAUAGGGAUGAAGAAGUAUUUAUCAGUCUGUAGAAAGUCAAUAGAAGAGAGGUUGUUAAGGAAAAAUGUGGAUACUCCCCAUUUAUUAGACAGUUCUGACAUGUACAGUCUACAAGAUCUGGUGGAUAUAAAUUCAGGCGAAUUACCAUGCAAGUUGCAGUCCAUAGUAGACAUAUUCGAGACACAUAUCAAAGUAAAAUGCGAAAUUUGUAAAGGACGAGGACACAUUUGUGAGAUCUGCAAUAAUGAGGGGAUUAUAUAUCCUUUUGACAAUGGUUGUUAUUCAUGUGGUCGUUGUUUAGCUGUGCUUCACAAACAUUGUUUUGCAAUAAAAUCAGAGUGUCCGAAAUGUUUAAGACUGAAAAAGAGGGAGGACGAAGGAAAAAAUAAUAACGAGAUCUGUAAUGAAUAGUGUGAUUUAAAAUAUGUAUUUGAC
Diabrotica balteata is the source of this 1578-nucleotide messenger RNA. The record is from the annotation of a GenBank genome assembly. Lineage: Eukaryota; Metazoa; Arthropoda; Insecta; Coleoptera; Chrysomelidae.